CGACAGCAGCCAAUGUUGGGUAAAACUGAAAACAAGCAACAACUUUUCAGCGGGAUCCCUGGAAGGAGAAAGAGAUCUCCUUUUCUGCCUGGGGAUUGUUGGUAUAUUGGGUAUUACAGUAUUUUGACAGGAGAACAAGCCUGACAUGAAGAUAUCGGUUGCUAACACAUCUAUUUAUACUUUUCUUCUUUGUUAAAGUCGGAACAGUGAUGUGAAUACAAUACAAUUCCAGGAAUCCACUACUUCCUGGAAUAGAUUAAAAGGGGGCAAACAAAAGAUUACUUAGCAGUGGUUAUUUCCCCUCAGAGCUGCAUUACUUCAAGAGCCAGCGUCGAGGUUAGCUGCUGCUGCUAGUACUCUCUCCGUUCACUUCUUCUAUACAUUUAGAGAUUAUUUAUUGGGAUAUAUUUAUUAUAUUUUCCAUUCCUGUUUUUUACCGGCGAUUUUAAACGCCACCGGGAAGAUUUCUUUCUUUCUUGAAGACACUUUUUAAAAGCAUAGUAAUCUCAAAAUAGUCAUUUUUAUUACUAUAUUUAAACGCAGCAAGAGUUUAUUGGAAAAGCUGCUGGUUUCAGGCACGUUUUUUCUACGCCUUGCUCACUGAACGACCAGUAAAGACUCUCUGGAUCCCCCAGUUUGCUUUCUUCUCUGUGGGGGUAAUCUCCAAGGUGCUUUUGAGAAAGAUUGCCGGGAUCGAUCCAACCUUCUCUUCCCAGUUACUUACCAACUGAGUCGAGGUACCUCCUGUCUGGAGACAAAGGCAAGCCAAAGAAGAUAACUAGAGAGGAGCCGAAGACUGGAUGCUCUUUCCUUGGUCCUGGAGGGACAUGAUCCUUUGUGUUCAGGGAUCCCAUCCUUUGCUGGCAGAGGAGAAGAUCAACAGAAUAUUGCUUGAGGGCCUUGCAGUGAAUAUGUCAGAGCAGGCCAUGCAGCCUCUACCAGCUGCAUCCUUCCGAGAAGAGCCUGUGCCUGUCUUGGUAGCACCCCUGCUGGAGGGCAGCCCCCCUCAAACACGAGACCCAGAGGAGGACUUGCUGUGCAUUGCCAAAACAUUUUCGUAUCUGCGAGAAUCUGGCUGGUACUGGGGCUCUAUCACAGCCAGUGAAGCCAAACAGCAGCUCCAAAAGAUGCCUGAGGGUACUUUCCUGGUGCGGGACAGCACUCACCCCAGCUACUUGUUCACGCUGUCCGUCAAGACCAACCGAGGCCCCACCAAUGUCCGCAUUGAAUAUGCUGACAGCAAGUUCCAGUUAGACUCAAACUGCCUGUCGAAGCCUCGUAUUCUGGCCUUCCCGGAUGUCGUCAGCCUUAUCCAGCAUUAUGUUCUUUCCUGCACUGUGGAGAGCAAGAGUGAUGCCCCCUACCCGCCUCCCCCGCCCUUGCCUCCCAUACAAAAGGAGAUGGUAACAUCGGCAGUCCACUUGAAACUAAUCCGGCCACUCGGUCGCAAAGACAGUGCUCCCAGCCUACAGCACUUCUGCCGGCUACAGAUCAAUAGAUCCACUAAGGAGGUGGACCAGUUGCCUCUACCAAAGAGAAUGAAGGACUAUUUGAAGCAGUACCCUUUCCAGCUUUGAGGUCCUGCCAGCUUGCUUCAGACAGACAAUAGCAGCAAAAUAAAUUCAGACAGGACAGUAAUGUGGCUUUGUCCCACUGAAGUGGCAUGGUAUUAAGUGGGCACAGUAAAUAAGUGGCUAUCAGGAGAGAUUGUAUCCAUUAACUCCUCCCCUUCUUUUCCUCACUUACCCUAAUUCCAUUCCUAUGUCAGGGAGGGGGCGGAUUGCUUGUACCAGUGGUGUGUGUGUGUGUGUGUGUGUGUGUGUGUGUGUGUGUGUGUGUGUAGUGCACAGUUCCAAUGCCUGAACCUCAAGGCCUCUCUCUUUUUCUGACUGUGGCUUUACGGAAACACUCUUGGCAUGUGCACACUACUUGAAUUUCAGAGUUGCCAUCACACCGGGAAUGUUAAAGCAUUGUUACUGUCAUUAUUUAUUUCCAUGUAGUUGUAUUCUUCUCAUGUAUCUUUUAGAUGGUUUUUGCUUCUUCUUCUUCUUCUUCUUUAAAAAAACAAAAGGAUGAAAGAUAGAGCUCUCCAUCAUAUAGUGGAACUAUCUGACUUAGCCCAGUAUUCUUGGUGGGAGUUGUUUAGUUCUCUGGCCAUAGACUUCUCCGUAAUUGACCAUGGUGUAUUCCUCCUACUCAGAUACCUUUGGAAGUGUGUGAAAGUUUGACACCAGUAAACAUCAGCAAUCCAACUGCAGGUCCUGUCGUUAUAGCACAAAGAAUACUUUUUUUCUUCCCAUAUAAUCUCCUAAUGAACGCUUUCUUAUCUUCCAUCUUCCCCUCUUUGAAGAGGACACUCUCAUUCUGAAUCAACCAGUUAGAUCUUUAUGAUUUUUUGGUAACAGAGUGGAGGUUCCUAAGCACCCUUCAUGUGAGGCUUAGGGGCUUGGCAUUUGCCUUGUGGGGAUGAUCACACCCCAACUUUUAUACAAAGCAGAUUCUACUGAGCAGCUGUGAGUGACAGUAGCUAUAUAUACAUCCAUCCAUACCUAUUUAUUUAUUUAUUCCUUUGGAAAGCAGGGCAACUUUCUCACACAGUUACUAUAGUAUCAGCCCACCAGUGGAAUGCUAGAUCAUUAUACUGCUGCUGUGUUGGUAUCAUGUGACUUCAGAAAAAAGGAAUACUGCUGUGUUAUUCACCAUUUAAUUUGUUUGACUCAAAGACUAAAACCAAUGUUACUUUUUGCAAAAUAUACUGGACUCAAGAUGGUUAAAAAUACUUCCUUAAUGUCCUUAUCCUCUCUCCCAAAGUUUCCCUGUGGACACUUUGAUUCUGAUCUUUGCACUGGGGGAAAAAAGAAAGAUGGGAGGAAUGAAGUAUCGUCUUUAAUUCUUGCCUUUUUUUGUACACCACAUGCUGACAGCCCUAAUGUACUUUGCAAUUUGCUAGAGAAGCCAAGGGUUGGUUGUGAAUAGAUAAUCCCUUGGCAUUAAUGCUGCCUUCCACAGCUUCCUCAGCCUAAUGACAUGCUCUGUCAUUAGAAUCCACAUGGUUGAUGGAGAUGAUUGCUUUCCAUUAUAUGUCUAAAUCUUUAGCACAUUUUCAUAGAGCUAGGGUUGAAUUUGAGGGAGAUACCUUUGCUACAUCAGAGGGUGAAAUGCCGGAGGGGUACGGUAGGAUCCUAGAAGUAACCUCAAGCCUCAUGGGUCUUCUGCUCCCAUCAGCAAUCCAAUGUGGCCUGGUGUAUUUAGUCAGUGUCCAUUUCUUUUCAUGUUUUUAAAGAAUUUGUACGUAUUUCUGGAUUUAUUUUGGAAACUUUGAUAAUUGACCGAGAAUGUGUGCAUGUGUGAUGUCUGGUUUGUUAAUCACCGAACUCCCCCCUUUCCUUGUGCACUAUGGCAAGGGUUGGAGCAAGACAAACAAAUGAGAAAACAAAAUUAAAAAAAACACCACAAAAUACAAUAAAUGAUAUUUUUAAAUAUAAAA
This is a messenger RNA of Hemicordylus capensis (graceful crag lizard), 3487 nucleotides long. RefSeq names its product cytokine inducible SH2 containing protein (gene CISH). Gene Ontology annotation, cellular component: phosphatidylinositol 3-kinase complex. The coding region runs from base 801 to 1577 and encodes 258 amino acids. The record is from RefSeq and is a predicted model, not a curated record. Gene Ontology annotation, molecular function: 1-phosphatidylinositol-3-kinase regulator activity. The transcript is spliced from 3 exons. Lineage: Eukaryota; Metazoa; Chordata; Lepidosauria; Squamata; Cordylidae. Gene Ontology annotation, biological process: intracellular signal transduction; phosphatidylinositol phosphate biosynthetic process.